AUAAACAAACUUGGAAUUUGGAGAAUUUUUUCGAUCUGUCCGUAAAAUUUCUAAAUUUUUCGAGUUUUUCCUCCAAAUAUUUCGCAUUCAAGUGAAUCUCUUUGAAAGGAUAUUUAAAUAUUGCAGAAUUACAUUUCAUCGUCUUUAUCAAGACUCCAUUCUUCGCAUAUUAAAUGAGAAAAGUAUGGAAGUAGAAACUGCGGUAGUUGUGCCUUUGCACGAUUAUGGAAAAUAUCUCAACGUUUGUUGCGAACUGAUAAAUGAAGAAUGGCCUCGAAGUACAUCAGCCAGGAUCCACAGUUUGAAAUCAUCCUGCGAUAAUUUGCCCACUUCUCUUAUUUUAAUUCUUUACGAUGCCGAUGGAGAAAUAGUCAUUGGCCAUAGUAAAAUUUCACCUUUACAUAAAAUGCCAAAUGGAUGUUUCGUUGAGUGUGUUGUAGUUGCUAAGAAAUUUCGAGGUAAAGGAUGGGGUCGAUAUAUCAUGCUGGAGACCGAAAAAUAUGCUAAAUCAAAAGGCAAAGCUGUGAUAUAUCUAUCAACUAGCGAUAAACGAGAGUUUUAUGAAAAAUUAGGGUAUUCUGUCUGCGAGCCGGUUUCAAUUUAUGGCGGACGGAGUGUUUUACAAACAAACAAUAAUUUCAUAUCAUCGAUCUUAUCACCGGAUCUUUUCAAAUCGACUAGAUCUUCGGUACCAACAUCGACUCCUCUACCACCAGCACCGCCAGCUCCACCACCUCCAAAAAGCAAUUUCUCAACUUCUAGUAAAAAAGUUUAUAUGAGAAAAGUAUUAACGUAAUGGUUGUGUCCUUAAUAUUGUAUUAUUUUCACCUCUUUUUUUUUGACUAGUCGUGUUGCUCGUUUCUAAAUUAAUCGUGGUUACCUUGUGUUGUUUUUUAGUGUUGAAAUGUGUUAUACUAAUUUUCUACUGUUAACGAUUUUUUAUAUCUAAUAAAUUAUUCGUCAAUAUCAAUAUGGUCGAAAUGAAAUUCGCAUAAAAUGAAUGAACAUUGCACGAAAACAGUUUUAUUAAGCAUUAAAAAUUGAAAACGUUAAUUAUAAAGAAAAAAAAGGUAACAAAUAAUGACUAGAUGAACGAAAAAAAUCGUAAUCAGAAACUAAUUUCUCCUAUCAUGUUGUCAAACAAUAUAACUUAACCCUAUGUAGUAUAAAACAAAAAGCGAUGAGCCAAAUUUGUACUUUAAAAAAAUCGUGUUUUCGCGUUUCUUUUUUUCUUCGCCGAAUGCAUCCACUCAAAAAAACAAAAAAACUUCCCUAAUCACGUCUCCUAAACGCGGCUUUAAAACUGUAAAGAAAAAACGACAAAAAAUUCAAACUCACACAAUCUUUUUGAACAAGCACUUCAAGCUAAAAAUAUGAAAUUAGCGACAUGUAGCACGUUGCUGAAAAUUUUUUUAUAAAUCAAAAAAUUGUGCACGAUAAUUGAAAAAUAAUUAUUAAUCGUCGAUCUCGCUUUAACCGGAUUCUAGUAAUUUGGUGACUUGUGCGAUUUCUGUCUUGCACUCGGAUACGGUUUCGUUGGUUUUGGCAAAAUCUGAUAUCGCUGAACUGACACCUUCUUUACGUAAAUGUUGUUUCAAAUUGUCUGAAAUUAUAAUUAUUUUCAGUUUUCAUGUAUUGCUAAAAAAAAGUUGGAUAAUUGGGUGAGAAAAAUACUCACUGGAAGAGGAUAAUUGACGAAUUAAUGUUAAUACGUUAAUGAAGACUUCUUUCUUUGGUUUACGUUCUUUAAGUAGACGGACGAUUUUUUCGCCUAUUUUUGAAUCCAAAAGGACUUUCUCAACUAGAUCGAGUUUUACGGUGCUUAGAAUUGUGACUGCGAGCAAUCCUUCGUUUUGCAUUACCUCGUGAUCGCUGACUAUCAUUUCGACCAUUUGAGGUACAGCGUUACAUUGAAUAAAUACAUCCAAUACGUCGGGUUUUCUAGACAGAAUACGUUCGAAUUUAAAUAUCACAAGAAUUAGAAAUUUAAUUAAAAUAUAGGAGAAGAACAGUA
Planococcus citri (citrus mealybug) is the source of this 2014-nucleotide messenger RNA. RefSeq names its product N-alpha-acetyltransferase 80 (gene Naa80). Gene Ontology annotation, cellular component: cytoplasm. The transcript is spliced from 5 exons. The coding region runs from base 185 to 796 and encodes 203 amino acids. Gene Ontology annotation, biological process: protein acetylation. The record is from RefSeq and is a predicted model, not a curated record. Gene Ontology annotation, molecular function: acetyl-CoA binding; N-acetyltransferase activity. NCBI's taxonomy places the organism in Eukaryota, Metazoa, Arthropoda, Insecta, Hemiptera, Pseudococcidae.